UUAAGGCCAACAACACAGACAUGCUGAGCAGUCGCGUUGGUUCAUGGUUUCCUACCGGCUUUUCCUCCUCCUCCUCCUCCUCCUCGCGUCUCUUCGUUCGUUGAUUCGUCUGCAUUCUCCUCUUCCCUCUCCUUUACCUUCUACCUUGAAAUCUUCCCUCUAUUCUCUUUGUAUUUAAUGGAAUAUCAUAUGUGAUCGAAAUAUAAAGUGUAUUGUAGAGGGGAAGUAAAAGGAUUCGUAAAGCUAACAAUUACUUUUCUAGUAAAUUUCUUUUUCAUCUUCCUUCAUUCCUUAAAAUCUCAAAAAGAUCACACCAAUCCUAUACAUAUCCAUUCACCUUUCGCUAUUGCAAGUAAGCUCCUGGGAAGAGGAAAUGGCUUUUAAUCUUCGGUCUGAAACGCAAGAGCCCAGCAUCGAUACCGAUAAGCUCAGCUAUGAAAUCUUUUCCAUCCUGGAGAGCAAGUUUUUGUUUGGCUACGAUGAUCAGAAGCUUUGGAUUCCUAAACAGAUUUCUCCCGCCGCCGCCGCCACCGUCGUUGAAGAGAAUAAUAAAAACGAGGUCGUUUCGACGUCGCCCCGAGGAGAAAUGGUCGACGGAAACGGCGUUCAGGCGAUAAAGAAUCAGAGGGGGAAGAUAUGCAUCCUCAGCAUCGACGGUGGUGGAAUGCGGGGCAUCGUAGCUGGAAAAGCCUUGGCUUAUUUGGAAAAUGCGUUGAAGCUAAAAUCGGGCAAUCCUGACGCUAGAAUCGCUGAUUAUUUCGACGUCGCCACGGGCUCCGGCGUCGGAGGUAUCUUUACCGCCAUGCUCUUUGCCACCAAGGAGCGAGGACGCCCGAUUUUCCACGCGGAUGAUACGUGGAAAUUCUUGGCCGAGCAGGGUAAGAAAUUCUACCGCUCCUCGAGUUCGAGCUCCAGCGGAGGCGGCAGCUUUCUCAGGCGUGCUUUCCGAGGCGGAGGAGGCGGCAGCGCCACGGCCGCUUCAUCAGCGGCCUUGGAGAAGUCGAUGAUAGAGGCGUUUGCGGACAAAACGGGGCGGAGCUUAACGUUGAAGGAUACGUUAAAACCCGUACUGAUUCCCUGCUACGAUUUGUCCAGCACGGCGCCGUUCGUGUUCUCACGAGCCGACGCGCUGGAGACAGACAGCUUCGACUUCCGGCUCUGGGAGGUCUGCCGAGCGACGUCGGCGGAACCGGCGGCGUUCGAACCGGUAUGCCUGAAGUCCGUAGACGGACAGAGUCGUUGCGUGGGGGUGGACGGGGGAUUGGCCAUGACCAAUCCAACGGCGGCGGCUAUAACCCACGUGCUUCACAACAAACAAGAGUUCCCGUUCGUGCGGGGGGUGGAGGACAUUUUGGUACUUUCACUAGGUACCGGCCAGCUCCUGGAAGGCAGCUUCGGGUACGAGCAAGUGAAGAGCUGGAAGGCCAAGGACUGGGCUCGUCCUCUGGCUCGCAUAUCCGGAGACGGCUCGGCUGACUUAGUCGACCACGCCGUCGCCAUGGCUUUCGGCCAGAGUCGCAGCAGUAAUUACGUCCGUAUCCAGGCAACCGGAUCCAGCUUUGGGCGAUGUGGGGCGAAUACAGACUCCGACCCGAGUCCCGACAACGUAAAAUUGCUGGUGAAAGUAGCAGAUGAAAUGCUGAAGCAAAAGAAUGUAGAGUCGGUGCUCUUCAAUGGCAAGAGGAUUGGAGAGCAGAGCAAUUUGGAGAAACUGGACUGGUUCGCCAGUGAACUUGUGCUAGAGCAUCAGAGGAGGAGCUGCAGAAUAGCUCCCACUGUUGCUUUCAAACAAGCUACAUUAGCAGACCAGGAUGGCCCCAAACAGUAGAUAAAAAGUACUACUUAACUGUAUGUAAACGUGUGUGAAGUCGGGAAAGGAACGGAAGAAGGAAGGCAGUGAAAGCAGGUUUCACUUUUGAAAGAGAAGACAGAAAGGCAAGGUGGGGGGUCAAAAGGAUUUGAGAACUCUCGAGUAUCAACUACUACUAGUAAUAAGUAGUGGAUGAUCUUGGUGGGAUUCUUUUGCCUGCCCAAGGACAGGCAUUUGAUGGCAAUUGGACAAACUCCAAAAUGCUUAUUUGCUUAGGGUCAAAGAAGAUUGAAAUACUCUUGUAUUACACUUUAUGUUUUGUGUCCUUGUAGUUCAAGUGAGGUUUUGCGGGGGCCAGGAAACUUGUUUUCCUGGGAUUUCUUUUCACUUUCCCCUCUUUCUUUUCCUUUUCCUUUUCCUUUUUAUCUUUUCGUUUCUGGUUUUCUCUCUGUUUUGGGGUUUACAAAUAUUUUGUCUUCUCGUCCUAGUGCUGGUGGUGGACACUGGUGCCAAAGGAGCAACAUACAUAUACACUCCUGCAUGGGACUUGCUGCCAAAGUUCUGUGUCUAAUCUUUGGCCCUUUUUUCCAUUUGAUCUGAAUCUUUAAUCUACUGUAAAUUUAGUGGUGGAGAACUGAUUGGCAGUGGGUAUCAAUCUCCUUCUCCUUCAUUACAAGUUUACAACCAACCAUUUGCAUAUAUAUAUAUAUAUAUAUAUAUAUGCACGUACAGAGUAGUAGUAGUAGUAGUUGCAUUUAUAAAUGGAGUGGGGUUCUGGACCCUCUUUGUUGAAGGUUCAAAUUGUUGAAGAUGUUGGAUUCGUUUUAUAAGCUCCUUCUCCCAAACUGGCACCUUAGAGUUCUUUUACGGUUUAGUAUUUUUGGCAAAAGGAAGUUUUUGUUCUUUUUUAGCCUCAUGAUAUUAUCCAUGGUUUAUGUUAUAAAUAAAAAUCAGGGUGGUUGGCUUGGCUGUCUA
Molecule: messenger RNA, 2785 nt
Organism: Coffea arabica (coffee)
Lineage: Eukaryota; Viridiplantae; Streptophyta; Magnoliopsida; Gentianales; Rubiaceae
Product: patatin-like protein 6
Biological process (GO): lipid metabolic process
Source: RefSeq, a predicted model, not a curated record